UGUUUUAUUGCUUUACUUCCAAAAACCAACUACAGUAUCUCACAUGAAAUUUGUUUUAUAUCUCACCUUCAUUCCCUCACUCAAGUCUUUUUUUAUAACAGCGUAGCAUAGUUUUUCAUGUGAAUGCUUGGUGUGUUAACUGUCUUCAUAAGCAACUUCUUUUCUUUUGCUUUUUUGGCUUUGGGGUUUCCCUUUGCUUUGACUAGUUUGGCACUGGCAACUCCAAACAAACAAACAAACAAAAUAAAAAUUGGCCUUAAAACAAUGGGAAAGCUCAGUUUUGGCAAGAUGUUGGAUUGUUUAUAUUUGUCAUCAAUUUCAGGCUCAUCAUGUUCUUGUUUCUGCAUGAACAAUGCUUUGGAUGAUGAGUUUGAGAGGAAGCCAUUGAUGGUAUCUGAAAAAACCCAGUUGAGACUGAAAGAUGUUGUUUCUGGCAAGCAAACCUUGGCCUUUCAACUUAAGCCUAAGAUGGUGGUACUAAGGGUAUCCAUGCAUUGCCAUGGUUGUGCAAGAAAAGUGGAGAAACACAUUUCCAAGCUGGAUGGAGUGACCUCAUACAAAGUAGACUUGGAAAGCAAAAGGGUGGUUGUUAUUGGUGAUAUAAUCCCUUUUGAAGUGCUUGAGAGUGUCUCAAAGGUUAAAAAUGCAGAGCUUUGGACUUCUUGAUUCCUCGUUGUUGUUAGCCUUUUUAGAGGAUAGUAAAGGAAGUAACAUAGCCAUUACGUUAGUUAAAAUAGCUAUUAAAAAUACUGUGUAAGCUUAUCCUGGUUUAGCUUUGCUAUUGCAUUUUGCAAAGCAGCAAAACAAUCUUGUAAUUACUAUUCGGGAUCCUUGUUUAAUUGUAGUUUUAGUCCCUCUAAAA
Gossypium raimondii (Peruvian cotton) is the source of this 862-nucleotide messenger RNA. RefSeq names its product heavy metal-associated isoprenylated plant protein 8. The record is from RefSeq and is a predicted model, not a curated record. The transcript is spliced from 4 exons. Gene Ontology annotation, molecular function: metal ion binding. Bases 124 to 666 code for a protein of 180 amino acids. Lineage: Eukaryota; Viridiplantae; Streptophyta; Magnoliopsida; Malvales; Malvaceae.